GACGAGAGAGCGCUGAGCGCCGCACCGGCACCGGGAGCGGGCUGCGAGGUGCGCGCCCCCGACGGCACGCUGCUGUACCGGCUGCCGCGGGGCCGGGGCGGGCCGGGCCCCGGCGCGCAAUAAACGGUUGGAUGGGGCCCGCCUCCGCCGCGCUGCUUCCGCCGGCGGCCAUGGGCUCGGAAGCGGCGGCGCUACUGGAGGCGGCGGAUUUCGCGGCCGAGAAGCACAAGGGGCAGCGGCGGAAGGACCCCGAGGGCACCCCCUACAUCAACCACCCCAUCGGGGUAGCCAGGAUUCUGGCCCAGGAGGCCGGCGUGACCGACACGGUGGUGCUGCAGGCCGCCCUCCUGCACGACACGGUGGAGGACACGGACACCACCUUCUCGGAGAUCGAGGAGCGGUUCGGGGCAGAGGUGCGGCGCGUCGUGGAGGAGGUGACGGAUGACAAGGCGCUGCCCAAGAUGGAGCGAAAGCGGCUGCAGGUCGAGCGCGCCGCCGGCAGCAGCCCGCGGGCCAAGCUGGUGAAGCUGGCGGACAAGCUGCACAACCUGCGGGACCUCAACCGCUGCACCCCGGCAGGGUGGACGCCGGAGCGCGUGCAGGAGUACUUCCGGUGGGCGGCGCAGGUGGUGGCCGGUCUGCGCGGGACGAGCCCGCCGCUGGAGGCCGAGCUGCGGCGGCUGUUCGAGGAGCGCGGGCUACACCCGGACCCGGAGCCGGCACCGUGACCGGCGGCGACGGGGCCCGGCACCGGGCACGGGAACGGCGGGCGGGGGUGCGGCGCGGCGGCCAAUAAACGUGCGCAGAGCUGA
Messenger RNA from Chroicocephalus ridibundus (black-headed gull), 812 nucleotides. RefSeq names its product HD domain containing 3 (gene HDDC3). The transcript has 4 exons. Bases 132 to 728 code for a protein of 198 amino acids. Gene Ontology annotation, molecular function: guanosine-3',5'-bis(diphosphate) 3'-diphosphatase activity. NCBI's taxonomy places the organism in Eukaryota, Metazoa, Chordata, Aves, Charadriiformes, Laridae. The record is from RefSeq and is a predicted model, not a curated record.